This is a messenger RNA of Haliotis rufescens (red abalone), 2162 nucleotides long. RefSeq lists its product as uncharacterized. The record is from RefSeq and is a predicted model, not a curated record. Bases 1 to 1389 code for a protein of 462 amino acids. The transcript has 6 exons. NCBI's taxonomy places the organism in Eukaryota, Metazoa, Mollusca, Gastropoda, Lepetellida, Haliotidae.
AUGAAUUCGAAUGAUCGGUCCAUCUGGUACCUGGAGACCAAUAACCUCCUGAGCGACAUCCAGUGUGGUUUCCGAAAAAAAACCAGAAGUACCAUUGACUAUUUGGUAGUAGAGGAGGCCAAAUACCUUGGCCUCAUAUUUGACCGUCAUCUCACAUUCUUACCACACAUCAAAUAUAUCAAGGCAAAGUGCCUGAAGGAUCUCGACUUCAAAUUCCGAAUGAAGCAUUCACUCAUCCUGAAGGACUUUCUCCUCUCGGUUCUCACCAUCUUCACAUUUCACCUGGCACAGAGUGAUACAGCUGUAAUACACUGUCCUGACAUAGCCUACUUGGGUACUUCUGCUCAAAUUACCUGUUCCACGUCUGACAACUUCACUAAUACCAUUUACAAAUGCCCAUGUGGAGUUGCGCCACAGUGUCCGGUGUCAUACUGCACCAAUGUAUCAGGACAGAGUGCAAACAUCGUCAACCAAACACAGACUGAACUCACGAUAAUCAGUGUACAGCCACGACAUUCAGGGAACUGGUCAUGUGCUGAUGGAGGAGAUGUGGGAACAACGUUUUGUCUUCUUGUCGUCGCAAAGAUUCCCUCGGUCAACAUAACCAGUGAUGUGGAUGCUGAUUCAGUGAAUCUGGGGGACAGAAUAUCCCUCACAGUGGACAUUCGAGAUUACCACUGCUCUGACGCUUACAGCCUAACACUACAGAUCGGGAGUGUCACCUACACAUGUGAGACUGGGUGGAACGCAACCGUCGAAAACCUGACCGAAACAGUACCCAUCAAUGUGACACAAAUACACUUCGGGGUCGUGAAGCUUGUGUUUGUCUGUGGUAAUCACCAGUGGAAUAUUACUUCUGGAGGUGUAAACGAGCUCCAGCAGAAUAAAACUAAUGUACAAACCACUAUUGACACCCCAACGCCCCCCGAUGAUUCAAAGCUGUUAAUAGUUGCAGCAGGAGCCUCUCCGGCUGUUGGUGUCAUAAUAAUUAUCACUAUCGUGUGCUGCUGCUACCGCCGUAGAAAACAGGUAAAUCCAACUGAAAAACACGAACCUAACCUUCCCUUUGAUCCUCCCUAUAUAUCUGUUGGAGGGCCAACAGGUACGGCUUAUUCCGAUGUGGAUGUAAGUAUUCAGGACUUCAGGAGAAGUAACACCGCAAAAGGAAGCCCACGAAGUGCUGUCACCCGCUGUAGUAACGGGACAUUGAGAGAUGGUGGAGAUGUCCAUGAAGCCACAGGAAAGGAUGAUGGGUCACAACUUGGAGCUGAGGGGAACAUACAUGCAGGGGUCAUUGUACAACUAAUUGUACCUGAUGUAGAUGAACUCUAUGCCCGUGUUAAUAAAACCAAGAACACAGCAGAACGCAACAAUGACACUGCACUGUGAUCGAAAGUGCAGCAUAUUUAGGGUUUUGCAACAGUUAUGUCAAAAUGCAGUUUUGAAGAUAGAGGAAAACACACAGAGCAUUACCAAGAAAAUGUUGCCAAUAACUGCAAGGGAGGUUAACAUAUGUGCAUUGUCUUCUAGCAUACUGUAACUGCAGCCAAAAUGAGAACGACUGAUAUUCAUUUCACCGAAAUCGUCACAAUGUAACCAUAUUGAUUUCGUUUUAUUUUUGCGGAGGUGACCUAGCGUCAAACGAAAGCCUUUACUCGCAACCCGGAGUCAAACACCCUUUCACACAUGCAACUGUAUAAUUACAUAGUUGAUUCCAGACAUCUGCCACUUAAAUCGUGUACCUGAAUUAAUUCACCAAUGUUUAUUGAUUACUAUUGUCGUUUUUGUAUAAAGGAUGUUGUGUUUGUCAUAUGCCAUUGAUGUUCAAUGUAGGUCUAAGCGGUAAUGGCUUCACUAGAAGCUCGUCGCUUUAUGGCUGAAAUAAUGCCGAUGGGACAUUAAAUUUUAACUCACUCUUUCACUUCACUAGAAGCAAGGAUAUUUUCAAUUCAUUUACAAUGAUGUGCUUAAAAGUAAGUGUGUUCAUGGAGCAGUCAUUUUAAAGGAUAACGAAAAGAUUAAUAACACAUAGAUGUCUUUAAAACUCAACUCAUCUUUAGAAAGUGCUCGUCAAAAUGAUUUCCAAGGCAGCGUCCUGUUAUGUUUUGUUGCUGUUAUCUGAUUUGUGGCUGACAUUCGUUCUAUUUGAAUUCUUAACUUGA